GUGACCUAGCGCCGUCGUCGUCUCCAACAGCAGAGCCAGAGAAGCCAAGAAGAUUCUCUUUAGUCGACAAUGGGAAAGGUACACGGUUCAUUGGCUCGUGCGGGGAAGGUGAGAGGUCAGACACCGAAAGUGGCAAAGCAGGACAAGAAGAAGAAGCCUCGUGGCCGUGCUCACAAGAGACUGCAACACAACCGCCGUUUCGUCACCGCCGUUGUUGGCUUUGGCAAGAAGAGAGGACCAAACUCAUCAGAGAAGUAGACAAACCAAGACUUCUGAUUUUUUCCCUCGGAUUAUUUGAUGUUUUGAUAAUGCGUUUCGUUUUAGUUCGGGUAUGGUAAUGAGUCAAUGGAUGUUGUCAGUUUGAUUUGUGUUUCUCCUUGGAUUAUAAAACAUAGUUUCUUGGGUUAGUAAAGGAGUGACGAGCUAUUUCCCCCUCCAAACUAUUGUAUCGCACUGUAUCUUCAUAAACUUUGCCCGUCGUCUUAUAUCCCCCUAAAGUUAAAG
Molecule: messenger RNA, 504 nt
Organism: Eruca vesicaria subsp. sativa (arugula)
Lineage: Eukaryota; Viridiplantae; Streptophyta; Magnoliopsida; Brassicales; Brassicaceae
Source: the annotation of a GenBank genome assembly